Messenger RNA from Hippocampus zosterae (dwarf seahorse), 2782 nucleotides. It is a transcript of the gene sebox, whose product is annotated as SEBOX homeobox. Gene Ontology annotation, molecular function: DNA binding. The transcript is spliced from 3 exons. NCBI's taxonomy places the organism in Eukaryota, Metazoa, Chordata, Actinopteri, Syngnathiformes, Syngnathidae. The record is from RefSeq and is a predicted model, not a curated record. Bases 884 to 1876 code for a protein of 330 amino acids.
GUAGGUCGUACAAUUAAAACAAACAAAAAAAGUAUACUUAUCUGUUGAAAUUUAAUUAACUUUUUUCUUUUUAAAAACAAUGCUUUUUUUAAAUAUCUUGAAUUUGUAAAAAAAUAAAAUUACUUUUCACUAAUGAAGGGUUCGGUGAAUGUGCAUUUUAACAGGUUGGGUUCGGUACCUCUAAGAAGGUUAAGAACCACUGCUCUUGAACAUUCAUGGAACGUUUUAACAUUUUAUUGAAUUUGAAUAUUAAAAAGUAAUAUCUUCAUGAGGAUUUCCCCAACCUUUGUGAUGAAAAGGGUUCACCUGCUUUUGCACGAUUCACGUGAACUCUAGAUUUAAAAAACUCCUGUGGAUGGGUAACUUGGAUGUAUUGGUGAGGAAAGACGACAAUAUGAUAAUAAUAUCUCCAACUAGUCAUGGCUUUAUGGACAGUAUAAUGUUGAAAUUAUUAUUAUUUAGUAAAAUAAUCUGUUUCAGUUUGACAUCUAUCUUCUUAACGGACAAGAACUUUAGGUGUAAACAAUAAUGCCAGAUAUCAUGUUGUAUGGUGGAUGAUGAUAAAUUCGAUUGAAGUCAUUGCUAGAGUAUUGUCAAUUAUGGGACUUGCAAAAACAGCAUGAUUUGAUUCUCAGUAAUUUGAGAUUAAAGGAAGUGCUGUUUUAAUAUCUGGAUUUCCUGUGUGUGUGUGUGUGUGUGUGUGUGUGUGUGUGUGUGUGUGUGUGUGCGUGUGUGUGCGUGUGUGUGUGUAAGUGUAUGUUGAGGUGUGUGUGUGUAUGUUGAGGGGUGUGUCUGGGUAUAAGAGGUGGUCCCCCUGCCGUCCCUGUCAAAUCAUGCAUCAACUGUCAAGGCAUCAGAGGGUGACUGCGUUUGUGUGGUGAUAAUGGCUUUGUUCUUGGAUGCAGACUUCUCAUUAGUAAAGCAGAAUCAACAGGCAGAUGCGCUGGCUUUGACGGGGUUAUUUGGGGAACAGGAACACAGUAAAGGUGUGCACAAUGAGAGUGCCCCAUCUUCCACAGAGCCGGACCAAGGUGCCUGUCUGAGCGAGGGUCCGAGAAAGAGGAAGCGGACCAUCUUUAGCCGGGCUCAGCUGUCUGAGCUGGAGCAAGCCUUUGCUGUCACUCCCUACCCGGACAUCACCCUCAGGGAGAGACUGGCCGUGCACACGCACUUGCCCGAGAGUAAGAUUCAGGUGUGGUUUCAAAACCGAAGAGCCCGAAGUAUCAAGAGUGGGAGACUGCCCAAGUCCACCAAACACUUUGUGGCAAGUCGGAGGCUCGCAGAACCCACCUCUGGACUGGUGACCUCGGCUUUCCCUUCUCCGACCAUGGCAGACAUACUCAGACCGGAGCAAAAUCAAACCUGUGACGACAUCCCACAAUUCUACUCUGACUGGAUUCAACUUUACAACAACCAGUCUACGCCAUCCACUUCAUCGCAACACACGCAGCCCGCCCUCGGCUCCCCGAGGCGUUCGGAGUCUCGUCUCCGGGAGGAGGAGCGACAUCAGCGGCCACAACUGGGAUCGACCCUCCCGACUUUCCUACCUGGUGCGUUUUCACAUCCCAUCACCAGGCAGCGACACCAUUCUGCAUCUAACUACUCCUACCAGGCCCUCAGGAACUUCAAAGCCCAGAGCCUGGUUCAGUCUGGGGGUCCUCAGGCUCUAUACGGGGGCGGAGCCGGAGGCCACGUUUCUGUCGACCAAGUCGUUCCUUCUCACUCUCAGCCAGCGUACUGGGAGGUAACUCAGGGACAAGGACAUCACCACCACCAUCAUCAUCAUCACACACAAAUGGGACCGCAGACCUCGAUGGGUUACAUCUCAGACCUGAUCUACAAUGCUGCUAUUGUCACCAACUUCCUAGAGUUCUGAUGACGUGAACAACAAAAUUUAUUUCCCUUUCAUAUGUCCAAAUACACAAACUCCACUUGUUUCAUCAAACUGAAAUAAUCUCUAACUUGGUGUCUGGUGUUCUUGCUCUGCCCUUGUGUGAAUGCUCUAAUUGUCUUUUUAGAUGUACAGUAGUUUGGUUUGAUUUUUACAAGAAUAAAAUAGGUUAGCAAAUGUCAAGUAAUGAGUUAACACCGCACUAAUGCUCAACUUGAUGGAAUUUCAAGUGGGCAAAUAAUUAUGGUAAAUUCAACUGUAAAUACUUCAUCAGAUGAUCGUGCAACCUGCAAAAUUCAUCAUAAUUCAUUGAGUAUCUUUGGGUGACUUUCAAGUUGUUUCAACACAUUUUCCCAAGAAACAGAAGUGAAUUAAACCCCAUGUAGUGACGUUUGGAGGAGCAGUUUAUCAUUGUAAAUGAUAAGAGUCAUAUACAGAGGAGUUAAGCACUGCAAAAACACGAAAUACAACAAAAAUAAAGGAAAACUACUAUUUUUCUUGAAACUCGUCUGUUUGUGCUGUGCAUACGUGUGAUGUCGUAUGUUCUCAACACCGAUUGGGUGUUGCUGCUGCCAACGGAUGGACUGGAUCGGUCUGAAAUAAUGAUGACUGACAGACCCUCGAGCCCACCUCCGAGUGUUUGGUACUGCUGGAAUGAAUUUGUUGUGUGGUAUUUAACAUGAAUAUUUAAAUGUUGCCUCUGACUCAGAAAAUCAAUUUGAUAUCAAUAUAAUGGUGUACAGUAUCUCAUAGUGUACUAAACAAUAAUAAUAAAAAAAUGACUACAGUAUGCUGCAGUAUGUUCCAGUUUGAGUUCGAUGGUUGUCAUGCAUUGCCUGAUCGCUCUGGUGGCAUCACCCCAAAAAAACAACAAAAAAAAGCCAAAGGAAA